AUGGACUACGCUUACGCUGCUCUGGAUAAAGGGUAUAUCCCAGAUACUGCGUUACGACCUAUAAUCAGGCAACUGUGCAGGAAGAGAUUGAGGGAGAUUGAUCAUGGGUCAUUCGGAGCAAAUCAUGCAGCCAAAAUGGAAUUCUUUCAGGAUUUACACCAAAGACCCAUUGCUACUCAUACGUCCGAAGCCAACGAACAGCAUUACGAAGUUCCCACCUCAUUCCAUGCAUUAUGUUUAGGACCCAGGAUGAAAUACUCAUCUUGCAUCUGGCCGAAAGGAUGUAAAACAUUGGAAGAAGCUGAAGAUGCAAUGUUAUCUUCUUAUUGUUCCGAUGCAAAACUAGGAAGAGGUUUAAGAGGGGUAGGAAACGAGAAAGAUGGAGGUCAAGUUGGGAAAGAAGGUGAAGGAUUGAAAAUCUUAGAUCUCGGCUGUGGGUGGGGUAGUUUGGGUUUAUUCUUAGCUGAGCACUAUCCUCUUGCUCAAAUCAAAAUGUUGUCAAACUCUCGAACACAAAAGGAAUACAUCGACUCUGUAGCUUCGGAGAAAGGAUACAAAAAUGUCGAAGUCAUUACGGGUGAUGUCAAUGUAUAUGAUUUUGAAGAGAAGGGACAAUUCACACAUAUCAUGUCAAUCGAAAUGUUUGAGCACAUGAAAUCGUAUUCACUUUUACUCAAGAAAGUCUCAACAUGGUUACAACCUGGUGGAAGAUUAUUCAUUCACAUAUUCUGUCAUAGGACUCAACCAUAUCAUUUCGAAUCAGAUGAUGGAUGGAUGGCUCAAACUUUCUUUAGUGGAGGUACCAUGCCUUCAUUUGAUCUGUUCACUUAUUUCCAAGAUGACGUCGUACUCAAGCAUUCAGAAUUCGUCAAUGGCGAGAAUUACGCAAAGACAUUGGAAGCAUGGUUGGUCAACCAAGAUAAGAAUGGUAAAGAAGCUAUGAAGAGAUUGGUCGAUUCAAUGGGUGAAGAUCAAGGUAAGAAAACUUAUUAUAGAUUUAGAGUUUUCUUCAUUGCUUGUGCGGAAUUCUUCGCUUUGGAUGGUGGUGAAACUUGGGGUGUAGGUAAAUACCUUUUUGAGAAGAGAUAA
Messenger RNA from Kwoniella shivajii, 1089 nucleotides. RefSeq lists its product as uncharacterized. NCBI's taxonomy places the organism in Eukaryota, Fungi, Basidiomycota, Tremellomycetes, Tremellales, Cryptococcaceae. The record is from RefSeq and is a predicted model, not a curated record. The transcript is spliced from 4 exons. The coding region runs from base 1 to 1089 and encodes 362 amino acids.